CACUCGCUUGUUCCCAGUUGCGCCCUCGCUGUGCGCCCUUGGUUCUCGCUUCGCUUCGCCAAUUCCUCAGGUCCACCAGUUCCGCCCAGCGCGCUCUUCACUGCCUUGUCCGCCUGGGGUCCCUUGGGUUGGCCGGGCUCGACUCAUAUCCGUUGGUUUCCUAGCAAUACUGGACUCUCCUUGGUUCGCCUAGUCUGCUGUCUACUCUAGUGCUGCCACUUCGGCUCACUCGCGCUCUAGCUCAUUCGUUACCAUCUCGUGACGAGGGCUUACCAGCUGAUCUGAGCAACACCGAUAGGAACUCCUGCGGCUCCCGCUAAACGUAACCAGCCCGAACCUUGUCUCAGAAGAAUGCGUUUGUAAUAUUUUCUUUCCGUUUCUUGCGACGCUCUUUCGCGACUAGUUUCCGCCGCUAAGCCGAAGUGCCUGUCGUUAACCUGGCGCAUAGAGCGGUAUAGGAGAGGGGCGCUGAGGGGGUCAAGCGGGUCAGCGGGUGGGGAGAGAACCCAUGGCCCCCAGUGCGCAGCUUUCAGGGGGAGGCGAUCCGAAAGCCAAGGUAGAGGUUUCGGACCUCUGGGUGAAGAACUCGUCGAAGCUCACAGCGACUAAGUCCGAUAGAGGCCUCUACCCCACGACAGGAGAGUCUGACGGGAAAGAAGCAGAGCCGCUGCUUCCAGAUAGAGUAGAGAAGAGCGUAAAGGAGGAGGUGAAACAGCUGGUGCGGAGUAGAAGCGCGAAGCAGUUCACGUGGGUGUUGCUACUGAAAGCGCACAAGGCGGCGGGAUGCGUGGCGUGGCUGGGGUACGCCAUCGCGUCGCUGUUUAAAAACCUCGGCGCGAGAUUGUCGGAGGACGAUCAGGAGGAUGAUGAGGAGGAGGAGGAGGACGACUACGAGGGGCUGAACGCGCGGCCGUCGCAACGACUAUUAUGGACGUUGCGAGUGUUGUCGGUGUUAUCGUUGGCGCUGUUGGCGUUUGAGGUGUUGAGCCACUCGAGCGAGCUAGAAUGGGAGUUUCAGCUGCACAACCCCACGAAGCACGUCAUGCCGCUCAUCGCCUCCGUCACCGCCUACUUCCACUCCAUCACGCAGGACUGGGUCACCAUCAGAACGAAGUACAUCGCGCCGCCAUUGCAGUGGUUCGCGAACGCGUGCAUCUACCUGUUCCUGGUGCAAACGGUGGACCGGCUGGUGCUGUGUGUGGGGUGCAUCUGGAUCAACAUCAUGGGCAUCAAGCCGCGAUGUCAACCGCUCGCGCCGUACGAUCCGGAGGAGGCGGGGCAGUCGUACCCCAUGGUGCUCGUGCAGAUCCCCAUGUGCAACGAGCGCGAGGUGUACGACCAGUCGAUCGGUGCGGCGUGCAAGCUGGAGUGGCCGCGGGAGCGCAUGCUGAUCCAGGUGCUGGACGACUCGAGCGACGACGAGAUCCAGAAGCUCAUCGAAGCCGAGUGCCUCAUGUGGCAGCAGCGCGGCUACCCCAUCGUCUACCGCCACCGCAUCAUCCGCACCGGCUACAAGGCGGGCAACCUGCAGUCGGGCAUGAGCUGCGAGUACGUGCGCAAGUACGAGUUCGUUGCCAUCUUCGACGCCGACUUUCAGCCCAAGCCCGACUUCCUCAAGCUCACCGUGCCGCACUUCAAGGACAACCCGGACGUGGCUUUGGUGCAGGCGCGGUGGAACUUCGUGAACAAGGACGAGAACCUGCUGACGAAGCUGCAGACGAUCAACCUGCGCUUCCACUUCGAGGUGGAGCAGCAGGUCAACGGCGCGCUCAUAAACUUCUUCGGCUUCAACGGUACGGCGGGCGUCUGGCGGAUCACGGCGCUCGAGGAGUCGGGCGGGUGGAUGGACCGCACCACGGUGGAGGACAUGGAUAUUGCCGUGCGCGCGCAUCUCAAGGGGUGGAGAUUCCUGUUUCUGAACGACGUGGAGGCCAUGUGUGAGCUGCCCGAGUCGUACGAGGCGUUUCGCAAGCAGCAGCACCGGUGGCACUCGGGCCCGAUGCAGCUGUUUCGGCUGUGCCUGCCCGAUAUAAUCACGGCGAAGAUCGCGGUGUGGAAGAAGCUGAACAUGAUCUUCCUCUUCUUCCUGCUGCGCAAGAUGAUCUUACCGUUCUACUCCUUCAUGCUCUUCUGCAUCAUCCUGCCGCUCACCAUGUUCGUGCCCGAGGCGCAGUUGCCGCUGUGGGUGGUGUGCUACAUCCCCGGCAUCAUGUCGCUGCUCAACGUUCUGCCCUCGCCCAAGUACUUCCCGUUCAUGAUCCCGUACCUGCUGUUCGAGAACACCAUGUCCGUGACCAAGUUCCAGGCCAUGAUCGCGGGGCUCUUCCAGCUCAAGAGCGCGCACGAAUGGGUCGUCACCAAGAAGACGGGCCGCGCCACCGAUGCCGACCAGCCGCUCGCCACCACCGCCUCCGAGCCCAUGGGUACUUUGAAACCGAGCAAGUCAGUUGUGGAUAUUCCCCGGCCGUCUACACCGCCAUCUGCUUUUACCCGGACAGCCAGUGAAGGCAUGCUCAAUGUGCGGAUAGAGGAUCAGCUUAAAGUGAAGAUAGAGGAGCCGCUGCUGACGACAGCACCCAAGAGCAUGGAGGCCAUCACGCAAUCAAAACCAACCGGAAGAAAGCUGUACAAGAACGAGCUGGCCCUGGCGCUGCUGCUGCUGGUGGCAGCAGCGAGGAGCCUGCUGACAGUGGCAGGGAUGCACUUCUAUUUCCUGCUCUUCCAAGGAUUCACCUUCCUCAUUGUCGCCCUCGACCUCAUCAGCGAUCGCCAAUAGCUGCUGCCGCCAUAGCUCUGUUCCCAAUCGCCUGCAUCACCCAUUGCCAUGGACCCGACAGCUCGUAUGUUGCUGCACCCACUGCCACCUCCUGCAAUGCACGGCACCAGCGGCAAUGGCAGCAGCUGCUGCUUUCAUGCAGGUCCGCUGCUGCCUCUAGCAGCAGCUGCAACGCUAACUAGUAGCUGCUGCUCGCCCCAUCUGCAACAACCGUCGCUCCCUCCGCUGGCUGUUUGCAUUGACUCCAUGACUCCACUCACCACGGAUAGCAUGCUGCUGCUGCUGACUUGCACUCUGAUGUAUGUUGUACCGGGCUUUCCUCCAACCUUAAGCAUUGAAUCCCUGUCGGUGGCAGUUGCUCCUGGUGCGUAUCUCAUAUCCCCUGAGGUGGCACAUGAGGGCUGUCAUAGGGGGGGGGGAAUACAGAAGUAAGCACUCUAAUGGGUGGUGCGUUCUGUUGCGUCGAUGCUGGUGGGUUGGCUUCUGGGAGGCAGCCUGUAUCUGUCGUUCACCAUUCAAACCCACUGGCUGCAUCCUAGCAGCAAGCAGCACAACGUUGCACUGUGGGUUGGAUGGAGGAGCUCUCUCUAGGGUGGGCUUUCCGAUUCAAUUUGUUGGAACCCCCUAAGUGUGUUGGUCUUAUGAAGGUAACUUAGGUGUAGGCUCAUUGAAGCUUCUGUAUUGUGCUCCUUAGACGUAUCGUUUAGGGGACUCCUAGAUAACAUAGCGCUUGUGGGUGCAUUGUCAUUGAAUAAUAAAGUAAUGCACAC
This is a messenger RNA of Closterium sp. NIES-67, 3546 nucleotides long. The record is from the annotation of a GenBank genome assembly. NCBI's taxonomy places the organism in Eukaryota, Viridiplantae, Streptophyta, Zygnematophyceae, Desmidiales, Closteriaceae.